Diabrotica virgifera virgifera (western corn rootworm) is the source of this 6398-nucleotide messenger RNA. RefSeq lists its product as uncharacterized. The coding region runs from base 104 to 2182 and encodes 692 amino acids. Gene Ontology annotation, cellular component: extracellular matrix. NCBI's taxonomy places the organism in Eukaryota, Metazoa, Arthropoda, Insecta, Coleoptera, Chrysomelidae. The transcript has 3 exons. The record is from RefSeq and is a predicted model, not a curated record.
UCAGUUUCUUUCAGUGCCAAUGCUAAAGGACAUCAGGAAGGUCGUGCUAAGUGCCGAAUAAGUUGAAUUUUUAAGUGCGAUUUUAUUUUUUUUAUGUGACAUAAUGGAAUUAAUUACAGUUAGUUUAUUUUUGAUAUACUUCACAACUUCAGUUUCUGGUAUUGAAGUUCACACACCCGAAGUAAAAGAAAAAGGAUCAGAAAUAAAUUCCGUAGACAGAGAAGGUCUACGACUGACGCGUAAAUCUGAAGACACUUAUCCUUCAGUUGCAUACGUCCCUCACAAAUUUAACUUCCAAUUGGCGCGACAACAGGAUUACCUUAAACAACGGUACGCACAGCAACAACUGAUCGAUGUAGAGAAGAUUGCGGCAAUUCAUAGAAAUCCCUCGAAGAAAAAUAAAAAUAUCGAGAUUUUAAAACAAGCACAUCUGGAUUCUACUGAGCCCCAUACAGCAUAUGAAUGGCAACCUACUGAUUCAUCUUCGAGAAGUAGACACCAAAGAAGUUCUGAUAAUAGUAAAACCUUAGAUUAUAUUCCCAUAAGAAUCAAAACGGCAAGAAAUUCAGAUGAUAAAGCAAAAAAUAAAAAAGAAGAGUCAGAAAGUCCAAUAAGAAGAAAAGAUGAAAACGAACCUGGAUUUGGAGGGCAAAUUAUUUACUUAGACCCUCGAAUUCUAAAGCAAUUAUUAGACCUUAAAAAUAAGCGUACUCAAAUUCAAAGUAGAUCAUUUGACGAACAUUCUGGUGCAGUUGAUACAAACUCAUUGAACGAACUUAUUGGAAAAAAUCCACAUGUCCAACUAGAAAGCUUGAAAAGACUAUUACAUCAGUCCCAUCAAACAAAAUUUGUACCAGUAAUAAGUCAGGCACAUGCUUUUCAUCAAAAAGAUCACACUCCUAUUACAGAAAAAACUAUUGACGUGCCAAAUCCGCAGUCAAAACCCAAUAUAAAAGUAGAACAUGAGGAUUCUUCAAAUGAUCCUCAAACACAGCAAAUUGUUACGAAAGAAACUUUUGAAAAAAUUCAACAGCAACUAGAUGAAGCGUCCAAGUUUCAAGUUCAGCAAGCAUUAGAGCAAGCACAUCAAGCUGCACAAGCUCAUGUUGCCGCCCAACAUAAAGCGAUAGAACAAGCACAGAGAGCUAUUUUUGAAAAAGUACAAAAAUCGCUAUAUGAUAGUCCGCAAGCUUUACGAUUGGUUCGCCCAGAGGAAUCAGAUGUAACAACGCAUAUAAACGUACCAGUUCAACAUCAACAAGUGAUUUAUUCUACCCCUGGACCAGUUCAAACAAUCAAACAUCAAGCAGAUUUUACAAAUCACUUAAAUACUCCACCACAACAGCAUCAGUCAGUGUAUUCAACACCACUGCCACCAAUAGUAGUAUCUCCUGUGCAUGAUAUACAAAUACCAACAUCAAAAGUACAUAUAACAAAAUAUAAUACAGCUUUGACCACUGCAGGACCAACAGUUUUACACAACACCAUUGAAUCUACUAAAAAGCUACAUCAAAUAGUUCAGAAUGAAAACCAUCAAGAACCAGUACUACAUAAUGUUCGUAUAAUACAAGUAACGCCUAUUCCAACACAUGGACCUAAGCAUAUUUUAAUGCAACCACAAGUAAAGCAUUUAGUUUUAACCCAAAAACAAGCACCACAGUACCAAACCAAAAGCAUAGAGCACUACGCUCCAAAUCAUCUUCACCAAACUGCAGCGCAAUUACAAGCUGAAAAAGUUUUACUCCAACAGGUGCAAUCCCAUAACAACGCCAUCCUCAAUAGUAAUAAAGGUGUGAACAGGUACGUAGGCCAAAAAGUUCAAGCACAUGCAUUCGAAGCAGAAACAGCAGAAAAAGAGGCGCAACCAUCUGCAAAUGCUUAUCAACACAUUUAUUUGGACCACAAAGAAGCAGAUAAAUUUAACAGCGUUGAUCCACAGCUGGAACAUAAGGAAGAAAACGAAGAAUUACAAUACGCCGCCAAAUACGCCUUUGGCUACCGCAUCAAAGACAACAAAGAAGGCAACGAUUUUGGUCACGAAGAAAAACGGAGCGGACGAAGUGCCGAAGGAAGUUACCAUGUUCUCUUGCCCGAUGGGCGAAUGCAGAAGGUAGAAUACUACGCAGAUGAUAAUGGAUACCACGCAAAAGUUACGUAUGAAAAUGUGGCUGAGCAUAAAUAGACGUUAAACGGGUGGAGUAAAUAUUGUACUAAUUUAAGAUCCCAAAGUGUUAGCGAUGAGAGAGCUAACAUUAAGCUCUUUAAAGAAAAAAGCAUCUUUAUUUAACUUGAAUUUCAGUGAGAAUGUAUAGAUAUUAUUAAGGAUUUUAUGUCAGAACUAAGCAUCACCUAAUUAAGCUUAAGUUACUAGAGAUCUUAUAUUUAACCAACAACAAAUAAAUCAAUGAAUAGUUAUUCGUCGAUUCUAUUUUUAUUGAGUUUCAAUACAAAUUUGAUAAUGUAAAGAUAGGCUGACGUAAUUUCUUUGUUAUACAUAUUUAAAGCGAGAUUAACUUGUCGGAGUUAGUGAAACGUAGAUGUGUCAGCUUAUUGGUCGAAUAAGAAUUAUUCAUCGAAUAAACUGCUAUUUGUCAUUAGUGAAACUGGCCAUAAAUCGAUCAAAAUUAGUAAGAUCCGGUUUCACCAACAACAAAUAAGUUAAUAAAUAGUUAUUCGUCGAAUAAAAUUCAUUAGUCGAUCAUAUUUUUAGUAAGUUCCAAGUAAUGUUGAUAAUGUAAACUUAAACUGACGAAUUUUCUUUGUUAUAGAUAUUUAAAACUAGAUUAACUUAUCAAAUUAUUCGAAGAGUAGAUACUUAUUUGAUAAAUAAAUAAUGGUAUUUGACGUUAGUGAAACGUAAAUGUGUCAAUUUAUUGGUCGAAUAACUUUAUUCAUCGAAUUAACUACUAUUUGUCGUUGGUCUUAGAUUUGUUAUUUAAUUUUUUACUUACAUCAAUUGCCAAUUAUUGUAAAGUUUUUUUGCGAAGAUUUUGAAAGAAUACAUUUAAGUGGCAUUCUUUUAGUAAAGUGUCAAAGGCAAUUUUGAGGUGUCUGCUCUAGACAUCGACAGAUUCAUCAGCAGACGUCAACGUAGAUGCGUCCACUGAGGUAUGGCCACGUGUACAGAUGCCAGACGCUUGCGCGAAACUGUUUGUUGCGUGCCACAUAAACUGACAAACGCAUCGCUGGCACAGGUGCAUCUGCCGAUGCACCUGAGCAAACUAGCAAAUGACCAAAUAAUAUACUCGUUAGAGGACGGAUACAUCCGCGGACAGAGUCGCAGAUAGGCUACUGAAUUAAGUCUGAUAACACGAAGCUAAAAUACGUAAUGUAGAGCACCUUACCGUAAGAAAACGUAUAAUGUCUAUGUCCUCACUUUCAUCAACUGGUAAUCAAUUCUAGUGUACCCAGUUUUAGAGUUUACUUCUUUUUCGUGCUUUAUAGCAACAUUUGUUUGUGUUUUGUAAUUAUAUAUUUUUCUCGAUAUGCGCUAACAUCAUAAUGGUAAAUGCAAAAUAGAUGCCUUACUGAUGGUCAAUAAACAAAGGUAUAUUUAGACCCUUUCUCUAGUCUAGAGUCUAAAGUGCCUAAAAACUCUAAUCGAAAAGUCUACUGAAUAUAAUAGAGCACCUAUUCUUAUUAAUCAUACAGAAGUAAAAAACUUCGUUUGUACAAUGGUAUAAAAAGUUUGUUGAAAAACUAUUAAAAAAUCCAAAAGGAUUCGCAAAACGUUUUCGAUCUAGAGCAGAUCAUCUUCAGUGCCUAGAACGAAGUAUUUCCACGUUAGAAUAUCAUUGUGAAUAUCAUCACAGACCAACAAGACCAUUAUGUCCAUUGAACUGUCAAGAACCACACGUUCUUAUCGAGCAGUGAAUAGUGUUGCCUUUGGAGCACUAUUAACAAAUUUAUCUUUUAACAUCGACUUCUAUCGCUACUAUCGUCAGAUUAUUAAUAUGUAAAUCAUAUUUCUCGAUGUUACCUAUUUUAUAAAGUUGUUAGUUUCAUCUACUAAGCAGAACGUAAGUAUUUGCCAUAUUUUUCUUUAACUAGUCAUAAUUUGUACCUUUUGUAUUCAUUCUAACGUGGAAAUACUUCGUUCUAGGCACCGAAGAUGAUCUGAUCUAGAUCAAAAACGUUUGCGAAUCCUUUUAGAUGAUUUUUUAAUAAUUUUUCAAUAAACUUUUUAUACCAUUGUACAAACGAAGUUUUUACUUCUGUAUGAUUUUUAAUUACGGUAUACAGCCAGUAGCUACUGGGAUUUUCCCAGUGAUUUUGCUAUUCUUUUUACUGUUGACACAGUUGACACAUUAGAAACGGUUGCAAUCUUAAAAGCACUAUCAGAAUUCAAAAUUGACCACAGGUAUGCGAAUAUUAUUCGAAAAAUAUACGAAAAUGCGACAACAACUAUAAGCCAUCAUUGCAUGACGGAGAACACAAAAAUAGGCAGAGAAGUGCGACAGGGAGAUACUGUAUCGCCAAAAUUAUUCAUAUCAGUCAUGGAGUACAUAUUUCAACGAUUAGAGUGUGAUUCAAAAGGUAUUGACAUCGAUGGAAAUCUGUUAAAUCUUCUCCGAUGGCAUUCUUCUUCUAACAGACGACUUAAAAGAAGCCAGAGUUAUGCUAGUACAACUACAGCAAGUAACACAGAGGGUCGGUUUAAAAAUAAACUAUCGAAAAACAAAAAUGAUGACCAAUCUCGUCCCCAAUGAUCUAACAGACAUUAAGAAAUCGCCCAUACAACUUGUGUAUUUGGAUAUUCAUAUGUGUAUUUGGAUCACAAAAACGUGGGAUUAACAAUCAUGUUAAUUAUUGAGAAAAAUAAAGGGUUGGGCUGCAUUCAGAAAAAUGGGAGAUGUGUUUAAAACAAAUAUCCCAAUCAAUUUAAAAAGAAAAGCUUUCAACCAGUGCGUUCUAUUAUUUCCCAUAUGCGGAGCAGAAAACUUAGCUCACAAAAAAACAUCGUAAAAAGACAUUGCAAAAUUGUAAAGGACACAAUGUAAAAUAUAGAGAUGAAUUGAAGCGUUCAGAGCAACAGUGGCCUAACUCCAAAAAAGAAGUUUUGAGAUAAAUGCAACCUUUGCAUGCGUAUUUCCGUUGUGCUUAUGGGAUGGGGCUACAAAUUAUGUAGUGCCAUUUAGCCAAAUAUAGAGGUAGAUUGUGUAGACCCUUGUUAAUUCGAAGAUUUAAUGUUGCUGCUUUUAUUCAUAUAUUAAUCUAAGAAUUCUCAGUUUGUGGCUUAGUCUACUGUUGCUCUGAGCGCCUCAAUUAUUCUUAGUAUAAGCCUUGUAAAUAGACUAAGAAACGAGAGUGGAAGAUAAUAUCGAAUAUAUUACAACGCAAAAAUGGAGACGAGCGGGGCAUGUUGCAAUAAUCAAAGACGACCGGUGGACAAAAAUUGCUUUUAUUGAGAUUACCAGCAGAAAAUAAAAGACGGGGAGGGAUUCCAACGCGAUAGACCAACGACGUCAAAAGAAUUUUGACCAAAUGGAUAUCAGAGGCGCAGAAGAGAAAAUGAAAAUAGCUGGUGGGGGCUUAUAUUCAACAAUAGACAAUUCAGGGCUGAUUGAUGAUGAUAAUGAUAUUUUUGACUUUACUUACAGCUUUAACGAAUGGGAAAAGAAUAUCAUCAAUCAGUGGUAUCGUUAUCUAUUUUAUCAUUAAAAGAUGGUAAAUACAAGAUCAAAAUAGGAUAGGAACGAAAGUUACUGUUAGAAGUCUCGGCGAUUCAAUACAUAGUUGAAGAGAUAUUUGAAGAAAACUAGCUCUUCAUAUUAGACUGUGCCAUCUUCCACAAUGCUAGUAUGUGAUUAAUAAUAUAUCAAUACUCAUGGCUUUUAGAUAAGUUAGUAAUUCUCUAAGAUAGAUAAUGUAUAAGCGUAGUUUAGAGUAUGAGGAUGUAUAGGAUACACCUUUGAUUCACAACAGUCUGCAGUUCUUACCAGCAUAACUCAUGGAUAGAAUCUUCAAAUUAACUCAAAUCUCUCUUAGUAUUUUAGCUUUUUUUUUGUUUUUCUAGUUGUCAUUUUUAAAUAUAUAGGUAACCAAUUUUUUCUUGGUAUGUUGAGUUUCAUAGUUCUUGUCGUUUCCGUCUUCUUAUUGUUAAGGCACUAUUUCUUACACUAGUUGAUACUUGAUUAUAGUCUUUAUUUCAAAAUAGAAACACUGGUGAAAUCGUACUCUUUUAAUACUCAUUGAUAGAUUUUUGAGGGUACUCAUGUUCAUCUUUUUGUUUUAUAGAUUAACCACGCGGGAAAGUGCAAUAUUGUAUUAUUAUAAGUUAGAUAUAUUGACUGAAUCCCAAAAAUGUAUUAAAUGAACUUUUAUAUAUUUAUUUAUAAUUGUUAUUUAUAUGUUUAUUUCCUAUUGUUAUUUUUGUUAAAAAUAAAUUUUAAAUACGA